Molecule: messenger RNA, 2975 nt
Organism: Phytophthora nicotianae INRA-310
Lineage: Eukaryota; Oomycota; Peronosporomycetes; Peronosporales; Peronosporaceae
Product: oxoglutarate dehydrogenase (succinyl-transferring), E1 component
Exons: 1
Coding region: 76-2844 (922 amino acids)
Biological process (GO): tricarboxylic acid cycle
Molecular function (GO): thiamine pyrophosphate binding; oxoglutarate dehydrogenase (succinyl-transferring) activity
Source: RefSeq, a predicted model, not a curated record
AUCCCCAUCACAGCGGCCCCCAAUGAUCCGCUGCAUCAUUCAGCGUUCUACCAGGUCCCCAGCAACUCGACUCUAAUGCUGCGUCUCCCCGGUCUCUUGACGCGUCGCUGCGUUGCCUCAGACAAUGUACCCAAAGCUCUGUUCUCCUCGGCUGCGUCGCUCGAAGCGUUGGCAGCGCAGUCCAUGGCCACAGCUUUUCGCCAAUCCGGUCACUUGCAAGCCGAUCUGGAUCCACUCAAACUCCAGCCACGGACGGCAGUCCCCAGUCUCGCCGCUGACAACUUCAAGCCACUAUUGACUCGGCCUUUAUCAGCCACCGACCUGACCGGUGUCGUGUCCGUCCCUGCAGUAAACGGGCAACAGCUCUACGACGAACUGCACCGCAUCUACUGUGGUAAAACCGGUUUUGAAUUCGAGCACCUCAACUCGAUCGAGGAGAAAACGUGGCUGGCCAAUGCUGCCGAGACGUUGGCAGCUAAAGAGAUCUCUCCCUCUGACUUGCGCAAUGCAUACUCGAGUAUGUUACGCGCUGAUGUCUUCGAGAGCUUUAUGGCCAAAAAGUUCGCGUCUUUCAAGCGAUAUUCGGGCGAAGGAGCGGAAUCCAUGCUGCCAGCAGUGGAGACUGUAUUGCAAGCGUGUACAACGUCGGGUGUGACCGACGUAGUGAUUGGUAUGCCGCACCGUGGACGACUAGCACUUCUGGUUGGGUCCCUCGAAUACCCUGCACACAAAAUCUUCCACAAAGUGCGCGGAUACUCGGAGUUCCCCGACAAUUUCCGUGGCAUUGAUGACGUAUCGUCACAUAUUGCCACAACAGUGGACAAGAAAUACGCAGACAAAAAGGUGCAUGUGUCACUAGUGCACAAUCCGUCGCAUCUGGAGAUCAUCAAUGCUGUUGCAGCCGGUAAAGUUCGUGCCAAGAAUGAUGGUGACUCCAAUACCAACGCUAUGGCGUUGCUGCUUCACGGUGACGCAGCAUUCGCUGGACAGGGCUGUGUUCCUGAGGCACUAGCGCUUUCUCAACUUCCAGACUUUGAGACGGGAGGAUCGGUACACAUUGUGGUGAAUAACCAGGUGGGUUACACAACGACAUACCCCGAUGGUCGUGCAACGCGUUAUGCUUCAGAUAUCGCUAAGAGUAUCGAAGCACCGAUCCUGCACGUUAACGGUGAGAGCAUAACCGACGUGAUCCGUGCGUGUCGUCUUGCUGUGGCCUACCGUAACCGGUUCCACAAGGAUAUUGUCAUUGAUUUGAUCACCUUCCGUCGUCAUGGACACAAUGAAGUGGACGAACCACGCUUCACACAACCCAAAAUGUACGAGCGUGUUGACCAAGCCGAUCGAUUCCCGAUCAAAUUCGCUCACGAACUGGAGAGUGUUGGUCUUGUAUCACGUACGAGUUUCGAGAAGACUGUGGAGCGUCUGAACGAUCAUCUUGAGAGUGAACUCAAGACGGUCACGGGUGAACCAGCAUAUAAACCUACCGAGAUCGAUGCGUUUAAGGGCAAGUGGGCGACGAUGAACCAGCCAGAACCUGAAGAUCUGUAUGUGAACGUCGACACUGGUGUUGGCAUCGACAACCUGAUCCAAGUCGGACUGGCUUCUGUUGAGCUGCCUGAGCGAAUCCAACCGCAUGGUCGUCUGCAGCGUACGCACAUCAAGGCACGACAGAAAAUGCUGCAGGUUAAGGACGGAGAAAAACCUGAAGACGUUCGUGUGGACUGGGCUACAGCUGAAGCCAUGGCGUUCGGCACGUUGAUGCAAGACGGUCACUCGGUGCGUCUCGCUGGACAAGACUGUCGACGUGGCACUUUUAGUCAAAGACACGCCUCGUUCACGGACCAGAAGACAGAGGAGAGAUACUUCCCGUUGCAGCACCACUUGCCAAAGACGUCGGAUACUGUUGGUAAGCUCAGUGUGAUCAACAGUAACCUGUCGGAGCUGGCAGUCAUGGGCUACGAAUACGGCUACAGUGUGGAGAGUCCAGAGAAUUUAGUGAUCUGGGAGGCGCAGUUCGGUGACUUUUUCAACGGUGCUCAGAUCGUCAUCGACCAGUUCUUGUCAAGUGCAGAGUCCAAGUGGAUGCGUCAGUCCGGUCUCAUGUUGUUGCUGCCUCACGGCAACGACGGAGCUGGUCCUGACCACUCCAGUGGCCGUGUGGAGCGCUUCUUGCAGCUUGUGGACACUCCUGCAUUGACUCCACGUUCAUCCGUCAAGGAAUCCGAGACAGAACCGGUGUGGAAGCAGUACCAACACGACACCAACAUGAUCGUGGUGAAUGUGACUACACCGGCCAACUUCUUCCACCUGCUUCGUCGUCAACAGCACCGCUCGUUCCGUAAACCUGUGGUCAUUAUGGGACCCAAGAUGCUGCUGCGUCUUGCUGAUGCGACCUCGCCGUUGUCUGAAAUGGGCCCUGGUACAGCUUUCCAGCCGGUUAUCUCGGAUUCAACGAUCUCUGAUGCGUCACAGGUCAAGAAGGUCUACUUCUGUUCGGGUAAAUUCUACUACGAACUGGCCAAGGAGCGACUUGCACGUUGCAAGAAUCCUGAGAGCAUUGCACUGAUUCGUCUGGAAGAAUUGGCGCCGUUCCCGUUCGAGCAGGUCGCUGAUGAACUUGCCAAGUUCGACAAUGCCAAGAAGUUCGUCUGGGUGCAAGAAGAACCGCUGAAUCAGGGAGCAUGGAUGCACGCUCAAGCGCACAUUGAAAAACUGCUGGGCAAGAAGCAGCACCUCGAGUAUAUCGGUCGUGAAAGUCUCGCUGCUCCUGCUGUCGGCUUGUCCAAGCGCUCACAGGAGCAAUUGCAGGUGGUAUUGACGGAAGCGUUCGGGCCGCAAAAGUAGACGACAGUAGCGCUAGGACUAUAAGCCGCUAAUAGACGUUCAAGUUGUCGAUCGAUACUGCCAAGGGCAAUAGGUUACAGCAAGCCCAGUUGAGCUAGCGAUGCCAUAAAACAUGAAUGUUUGCUUGUAUG